AUGGCCGCCGGAGCUGCUGUACCUGGUCUCUUCUUCACCUUCGCCGCGAUGGUGCUCCUCGUCUUCGCGUCGGUCUCUUCGCCGACAUGGGACACCAUCUACUACCUCAGGGCGAACGGUGUCCACUACGGAACCUUCGGUUUCACUGGCUCACAAUCCAUGAUUGGCUACGACUUCCAGGGUGUCAACUCUUCGCGUCUGAGCGAAAGCAUCAUUCACAACCUGACCGAUACCCUCAUCCUCGUACCCAUCGCAGCAGGUCUCUCCGGCCUUGCGUUCUUGUUCGGUGUAUGCGGCGCAGGCUACCACCGCGCAGGCACCGUCUUCAUGGCGCUCUUCUCCGCACUCGCCAUGUUGACCACCGUCGUCGCAUGGGUGCUCGCCAUGGUGCUCUUCAGCAUCGCCAAGCACGAAUACCGCAAGGAGGGCCUCUCUGCUGACUACGGCAACGCCCUCUGGCUCGUUCUCGGUGCCAUGGUCGCGCUCUUCGUUGGCUUCUGCACGUCGGCGUGCGGUGUCUUCGGCUCGUACCGCCGCCGCAACGCGUACUAA
This is a messenger RNA of Peniophora sp. CBMAI 1063, 552 nucleotides long. Lineage: Eukaryota; Fungi; Basidiomycota; Agaricomycetes; Russulales; Peniophoraceae. The record is from the annotation of a GenBank genome assembly.